CCCAGGGGUGAUUUCUUUCUCCGAGUCCCCUCCACUCUGUGCUACACGCCUUGUGUUGUCAACCGGGAAUUGUCUGUGCUUCAGGAACACCGUACCUCUACUAUCAGCUGAAAUGGCACCCAAGAAGGACGCUAAGGCGGCUCCCGCCAAGAAGGCCGAAGCUGCACCUGCACCGGCACCGGCACCAGAGCCAGAAGCUCCUCCACCACCUGCCGCUGUCGACCUGUCCGCCGUCAAGAUUGAAUUCAGCCCAGACCAGAUUGAUGACUACAGGGAGGCCUUUGGUCUGUUUGACAGGGUGGGUGACAACAAGGUGGCUUACAACCAGAUCGCUGACAUCAUGCGCGCUCUGGGACAGAACCCCACCAACAAGGAGGUGGCCAAACUGCUCGGAAGCCCCUCCGCUGAUGACAUGGUCAGCAAGAGAGUAGACUUCGAGGGUUUCCUGCCUAUGCUCCAGUCCAUCAUCAACAGCCCAAACAAGGCACAAUUUGAGGACUACGUUGAGGGUCUGCGCGUCUUCGACAAGGAGGGCAACGGCACAGUGAUGGGUGCUGAGCUGCGUAUUGUUCUGUCAACACUGGGAGAGAAGAUGAAUGAGGCUGAGAUUGAUGCUCUUAUGACUGGACAGGAGGACGAGAACGGCUGUAUCAACUAUGAGGCCUUUGUCAAGCACAUCAUGUCUGUGUAAGGACCCUGCCACUGUAGUGGUGAGCAUCGUAAAUGUGCAGACCCCAUGGUGUCACGACAUCCACUCGCUGUUUCCUGUACCACCUGAGGAAGCAGGGGGAACUAAGGACUAUGGGAUGUCAUUUCCUGAACCCUUCCUUUUGUUUUGUUCUACUCUUUUUUUCCCCCUUUUGUCCAACUGGUGCCUCCUGCUUUUUGGGAAGCCAUCCUGAUUUCCCAUGAGAUGUUUCUUUGCUCAUCUUCACCCAAGUCCCCCUGUCUCAUUGGGGAUUCUAUCAUCACUGAUUUUCGAGUGUGAGGGGAAGGUGGGAUGAAGAUGACCUCCCCUUCCUGUAACUAACAGUCUGGCUGGCUCUCUAUCUGCCAGUAAAGUGACUGGUUUGGACCAGGACUGGCCAUCAAAAUGAAUCCACUUUUCACCCACUCCAUCCUUAGGUCUUACCUAAUUGUACCUUCUGCCACAAUAAACUUUUCACAAACUCCA
Perca flavescens (yellow perch) is the source of this 1174-nucleotide messenger RNA. RefSeq names its product myosin, light chain 1, alkali; skeletal, fast (gene myl1). The transcript is spliced from 6 exons. Gene Ontology annotation, cellular component: contractile muscle fiber; myosin II complex. Gene Ontology annotation, molecular function: calcium ion binding. NCBI's taxonomy places the organism in Eukaryota, Metazoa, Chordata, Actinopteri, Perciformes, Percidae. The record is from RefSeq and is a predicted model, not a curated record. Bases 113 to 691 code for a protein of 192 amino acids.